Messenger RNA from Closterium sp. Naga37s-1, 2499 nucleotides. NCBI's taxonomy places the organism in Eukaryota, Viridiplantae, Streptophyta, Zygnematophyceae, Desmidiales, Closteriaceae. The record is from the annotation of a GenBank genome assembly.
AUGAGGAGCAGGGAUCAAGGUAUUAGCAAGUAUGCAACUGAUUCGGGAUUCCGCAUCCCGGACUUCUCGCGUGUGGUUGACCGGGCUUCGGCUGAGCGGGGAUCUCUCAGCGCGACCUUGGCUCCAGGCUCGGCGGUUCGCCUGCCUACGUUGCAACCGCUGAACCGCUUCGGAAUGGGUGGGAAGGCAGAACGCAUGCAUUCCAAUACUGGCGUUGCUGCGAUGCUCCUCUCCAAUUGUCCCGAGAUUGCUGCCUCCGCAGCUGCGGGGAUGUGGACGGCAGCAGGCGCCGCGACAUCGACCAGCGCGUCGUCUCUGGACUCGCUCUCUCGCUUCAUCACCGCCUCCAGCCUUCCGUUUGCUUGCCACAGCCCCUCCCAGCGAUCGCCGGGGACCACGAUUGCAAUUCACGGUGGCAGCACCCAAGCAGCGCGCCCGACAUUACUGGAACAGGCUGGCAUUCCUUCUAGCCCCAGCUGCGCUUUCCAGGUGGUUGCCGGCCCAGUGCAGGUGGGGCCUAGCGGAGCCGCUUCUAGAGCUCAGCCCAAUAACCGGUCGGGUGCCGGUGCUUCUGUAGCGGGCGCGGGACCACCUGAGCGGGCUGCUGUCAUGGGUGCACUUGAUCCACAAUUGCCAGCAACCGCACUCUCGGCAGUUGAAGGCAGGGGUCAAAGGGCAGUAGUACUAGGAGCUACAGGAGUAAAUACGAUGGCGAAUUCGGCCGCGCAAGGACUGCAUGUAACAUCAAUCGGCAGGGCGGUUCGAGGCGUGGGAGAAUGGAUGGCGGCAGGAGGAGGCGAUGUGAUGGCGCAGGGCAUGGGCGCAUGCCGUAUGCUGGUGCCAGGAGCGGCGCAGACGCACGCAAACGGGUUGACGGCAUGCUCGUCUUCGUGGGGAGUGAGAAGGGGACAGGCAUCGGGAGUCGUGGAGCCGCGGAUGGCGAGUCAUGUGGGGAAGGGGGCGCUGCAGCAGCAGCUGUGGAUGCAGCAGCUGGGCCUGCGGGAGCAGGAGGAGGAGGGGGGGAUGAGCGCACGCGAUGGUGGAGUGGAUAAGGGCGCGCAGAUGGAGGUAUGGGCGGCAGCCAUGGCGGCAGACGGGCGCGAGCAGGGAGAAGCGGCGGAAGAGCAGGGUGAGGCGGGCCGUGCGUGGCACAGCGACAAGGAGCACAUGGCACAGCAAAUGAUAGCGCUGCAAGCUCUGCUCGCUGCUGGUGACUUCUCCGCACUGGCCCAGUUUAGAGGCGAGGGCCUACAGCAGCAAAUAGGGCAACAGCAGCAGCAGCAAGGCCAGCAGCAGCAGCAAGGCCAGCAGCAGCAGCAAGGCCAGCAGCAGCAGCAAGGCCAGCAGCAGCAGCAAGGCCAGCAGCGCCUACACGGAACGGGGCAACAGCUGGCGACUCAACAUGGGAAGGCCCAUGGUGAUAGUAUGCAAGAUGGUGUGUUGGAGGGGUCAGCGGCACAAGGGCGGGAGGAGGCGGGACGAGAAAGGGGAGGGUUUGUGGCAGCAAUUGUUAGGCAGAGCGGCAUGCAUGUAGGGGCAGAGCCGAAUCAAAAUGGCGGUGUCAGUGUGCGGAUACAUGAUGUGGUGGGGCCGGGAGAGGGUGGUAAAGGGGAAGACGAGAAGGCAGGAGGAGGGGGUAUGGGGGAGGUAGGAGGGAAAUGGAGACAUGAGAUGGGGAUGAUGGGUUCAAGCUCGAUUGGGCGAGGCGUGGGUACGAUUGGGAAGGCGAUGAAGAGUCCAGGAAGUAUAGGAGUAAGGAGCGGGAUCUUGGGAAGAGGCAGGGUGGGAGGAGAGGGAGGAGCGAGCAGUGGCAGUGAUGGGGAUGAUGUGGACGACGCGUGGGGGCACACAGGCAUGGAAGAUGGAGCGUUUAUGGAUGGGUCAUUGGGAGGACAUGGCAUGGUUACCGCACGAAGUGGCAGUGCGGCAGCAGAGGACACGGAGGUGGCAGGGGCGAACAGCGAUGAUUUCGCUCUUGAAUGGAGCAGGCGAAUGAGAAGGAUGAAGAGCAACCGCGAGUCGGCCAAGAGGGCACGAAUCAAGCGGCAGCGCCGCCUGCAGGAGCUGGAGGUCCUGACUUCAUCGCUGCAGCGGGAAAAUGCUGACCUGAGUCAGCAAGUGGUUACUCUGAGUCAGCAAAUGCAGCAGAGUGAGGCACAUAAGGAGGAGCUAGAGAAGGAGGUGGCAGCGCUGCGCGCAUGUGUCCUGGCCAUGGGCAGUGGAGGAGCGGCUACACCCACCGCACCCGUCGCACAAAGCACACUCUCUCCACACACGGCCCCCAACCCCUUCACACUGCCCCCAAGCAUGGGUGUGAGUGCACAUGCCUCACAGUGUAAACGUCCAGGAGGAGACCCUGCACGCCAGCCCGAUGAGGCCACCACUGCCACUGUAGGCGCACUGCCCGGUGCUGCUGUUGGGGAAGAAGAGGGGAAGGGGGUCGCAGAUGUGGAUGCAGUGCUGCCUGCAUGCAUAGAUGAGGAUUCAGUUAUUGUGUGA